GGGGUUGGAGCCGGAGUCGGUGUUAGACAGCGCCCGGGAGCUCGCCUCUCGCAGCCCAGGGGGCGACAGCGAUACAUGACACCGCUGCUGCUCUGCCACCAUGGUGUGAAUGAAUUAGAGUCGUGCUGUUGCAACGCGAUCGGGUAACGCCGCUCGGCCUCGGAAAGUCCCUGCCCGCUGAGUUGUUGCAGCCUGCCGCCGGGGCAAGAUGCACACGAGCCAGAGGGACACCACCUUCACCAAGAUCUUCGUCGGAGGGCUGCCCUACCACACCACCGACGCGUCCCUCCGCAAGUACUUCGAGGUGUUCGGCGACAUCGAGGAGGCGGUGGUUAUCACCGACCGGCAGACGGGCAAGUCCCGCGGCUACGGUUUUGUGACCAUGGCUGACCGGUCGUCGGCAGAGCGAGCCUGCAAGGAUCCCAACCCCAUCAUCGACGGCAGGAAAGCCAACGUCAACCUGGCGUACCUGGGGGCGAAACCUCGCAUCAUGCAGCCAGGUUUCGCUUUCGGAAUGCAACAGAUUCACCCCGCGUUUGUGCCCAGACCUUAUGGGAUUCCAGCUCACUACGUCUACCCGCAAGCCUUCAUGCAACCCGGAAUGGUCAUCCCGCACGUGCAGCCCGCAGCCGCUGCCUCCCCGUACAUCGACUACACCGGGACGGCCUACGCCCAGUACUCGGCAGCCACGGCUGCAGCCGCCGCCGCCGCCGCCUACGAGCAGUACCCGUACGCCGCCUCUCCUGCAGCCACCGCCGCCGGCUACAUGACGGCCGCCGGCUACAGCUACGCCGUGCAGCAGCCCAUGCCCAGCUCCGCGCCCGGGGCCGCUGCUGCCGCUGCAGCCUUCAGUCAGUACCAACCGCAGCAGCUGCAAACAGACCGCAUGCAGUAACAACGGAACCGGCUCAUCUUCCGCGAAAACCCAACAACAGCAGCAAAACGGAAAAAAAAAUGUGCACAUUACUCCGGAGAGCCACCACAUAAUAUAUUCCAUAAAUCCCCAACCACUUCCAGAAUGAAUAUAUGAUACUUUAUUGUCACAUGUACCUAGGUACAGUGAAACGCUCUGUUUUGCAUACACUACCCAGUCGGUACAAUAGUGGACAUGGGCAGUGGAGGAGGAGGAGGAGGAGGGGUGGGGUGGGGGGGGGGGGGGGGGGUUUAAACAAAAGUAUUCUACUUUCUGGUAAGAGAGAAAUAUUUUUCCAGCUUUUUGAUUACUGCAAAGAGUCGUGUUAUAUAUAUUGUCAUAACAGGAGAAGUCAGAACCGCUGAAAGUGUUUGUUUACGAUCAAGAAGAUCUUUUUUU
Messenger RNA from Amblyraja radiata (thorny skate), 1312 nucleotides. It is a transcript of the gene rbm24a, whose product is annotated as RNA binding motif protein 24a. Gene Ontology annotation, biological process: positive regulation of myotube differentiation; regulation of alternative mRNA splicing, via spliceosome; mRNA stabilization. The transcript is spliced from 5 exons. The coding region runs from base 209 to 895 and encodes 228 amino acids. NCBI's taxonomy places the organism in Eukaryota, Metazoa, Chordata, Chondrichthyes, Rajiformes, Rajidae. The record is from RefSeq and is a predicted model, not a curated record. Gene Ontology annotation, molecular function: mRNA 3'-UTR binding. Gene Ontology annotation, cellular component: nucleus; cytosol.